Molecule: messenger RNA, 1676 nt
Organism: Benincasa hispida (wax gourd)
Lineage: Eukaryota; Viridiplantae; Streptophyta; Magnoliopsida; Cucurbitales; Cucurbitaceae
Product: serine/threonine-protein kinase SAPK2-like
Biological process (GO): protein phosphorylation
Molecular function (GO): protein serine/threonine kinase activity; ATP binding
Source: RefSeq, a predicted model, not a curated record
ACGAAACGGACACUAGUGACCAUUUUUUAGUGUGUUGAAUGAAUUAAAAAAUCCGACUCAAAUGAGAUGUCAUCCACAACUGACAACCCCCUCGGGUUCCUUGAUUUCAAUUCAAUUCAAAGAACGAAACAUAGAUGAGAGAGAAGAGGAUAUUGGAAUUAGAACACAAAAAACAAAAAAAUUCUUAAAAAAUUCAUCGAAAGGCGUUUUUACAGAUUCAAAUUCAAACAUGAUAUUUAACUUUUUAUAUAUUAAUAUAGCUUUUUAAGAAACAAAAACUUAUUAUAAUUAAAAACAAGAAAUAUAAAAGUUGACUUCAGAUCUAUCCCCAAACCCCAUUUCCAACACUACGGAUUUUUGUUGGGUUUUGUUGUUCUUGGUUAGAAAUGGAAAAGUACGAAAUUAUUAAGGAUUUGGGUUCAGGAAGUUUUGGUGUUGCUAAACUUUGUAGGAACAAACAAACCAAGGAGCUUGUGGCCAUAAAGUUCAUAGAACGGGGUCCUAAGGUCGAUGAGAACGUGGAAAGAGAGAUUAUGAACCAUCGAUCGCUUCGACAUCCAAAUGUCAUUCGUUUCAAGGAGGUUAUUUUAACUCCAACCCAUUUGGGUAUGGUGAUGGAAUAUGCCUCUGGGGGAGAACUUUUCGAAAUAAUUUGUAAUGGGGGUCGUUUUUCAGAAGAUGAGGCAAGAUAUUUCUUCCAACAAUUGAUUUCUGGAGUUAGUUAUUUUCAUUCAUUGGAAAUAUGUCAUAGAGAUUUGAAGCUAGACAAUAUUCUUUUAAAUGGAUACCCAGCCCCGCGCUUGAAGAUCUGUGAUUUCGGCUACUCCAAGUCAUGUCAAUUGUAUUCAAAACCAAAUAUAACAGUUGAUUUUAAGACAUACGCAGCGCCAAAAGAUCUAGCAAAAGAACAAUAUGAUGGAAAGUUAUACCCAUUGCAUUCAACACCAGAAACAAACGUUGGUUCUCCAACAUACGCAGCACCAGAGGUUCUAGUAGAAGGACGGUAUGAUGGAAAGAUUGCAGACGUGUGGUCGUGUGGAGUUACUCUCUAUAUUAUGUUGGUUGGUGCAUAUCCUUUUGAAGACCCGAGCGAACCUAAAAACUUCCAGAAAACUAUUACGCGAAUAAUGGCUGUACAGUACCAAAUACCAGACUAUGUUCAAAUAUCUCAAGAUUGUCGACAUCUACUCUCUUGUAUCUUUGUCCGUAAUCCCACGAGGAGAAUAUCGGUGAAAGAGAUCAAGAAUCACCCAUGGUUCUUAAAGAACUUGCCAAGAGAACUAUUAGAAUCAUCCCAAAGAAUAUAUUACCGGAGGAAUCAUCUAACCUUCUCUUCUCAAAGUGUGCAAGAAAUCAUGAAGAACCUGGAAGAGGCAAAAAACCCACCACCAUCAUCUACAAGAAUGAUCAGCUUUGGAGGGGGAACUGAAAAGGAUGACGAGGAAGAGCACGAAGAUGAAGAAUUAGAGCAAGAUGUAGAAGAGGAAGAUGAAGACGAGGAAGAUGAAGAUGAAGAAUCAGAGGAAGAUGAAGAAGAGGAAGAUGAAGAUGAGGAAGAUGAAGAUGAAGAUGAAGAUGAAGUUAAGGAAAAUGAAGAAGUGAAGCAAGAUGAAAGGGAGGAAGAUGAAGCAGAAGAUGAAGUGAAGGACGAUGAGAACAAUUGUACUAUACAGUAA